GUAUUCUCAGAUGUCACUCAAGAUUUCCUCCACUCGACUCAACCUUGGUUGAGGAUUUUUGGUAUUCAUAGUUGACAUUUACGUCCUCGACUUAUGGUUCUUCCUCACUGGAGGUGAGUAAAAAUUGAGGAAUGAACUGUCAAAUGUAAGGUACCUCGUGACCUACCUUAAGGACUACUCAACGCUUGAAAUCCGUGCGAACGCUUGUUGUGACGAUACUUUUUAUAUUACAAACUUCGAUUUUUGUUAUUAAAAUGAGUGAUAGUGACUUAUAUAGUGACUUUGAAGAGUUUAUGGAUUAUGUUUAUGAUAAUCCUUACGAUUAUCCGGCGCGGAAAUAUAUCAGAGACGCUCAAAACCCUUUGGAAUGUUACGACGAAGAACAAUUUCAAAAACGCUUUCGAUUUAGGAAAGAUACCGUUGUUCAUAUGAUAUUGCCACUGAUUGGAUUGCAAUCAAAUGUAACCAACAAAGGGUUACCUUUACCACCCAUAUUGCAACUACUCAUAGCGUUAAGAUUUUAUGCUACAGGAAACUUCCAGAUUGUUUGCGGAGACCUGCAUAAGAUCAGUCAGCCAGUUGUAUCUAAAAUCGUGGCUAAGCUAUCGAAAAUAUUAGCAAUGAAAGUAGUUGAGUUUAUCAAGUUCCCUGGAGCACACGAGAGAGCCAACGUGAAGAGAGCAUUUUACCAACGUGCUCAAUUCCCAGGGGUAAUCGGGUGCAUUGACUGCACUCACGUACCAAUUAAAAAUCCGAGUCGGGAAAAUGGAGAACUUUUCAGAAAUAGAAAAGGUGAGUUCUCUAUAAAUGUACAACUAAUAUGCGGGCCACAAAUGUUGAUUUACGACAUUGUGGCAAGGUGGCCAGGAUCUGCCCAUGAUUCCCGCAUAUUCAGCAACAGCCGUUGUAGUAUGCGCUUUGAAGAAGGGGAUUUAGUAGGUGCUGGCAUACUUUUAGGGGACAGUGGAUAUGCACAGUCGUCUUACACGUAUACUCCCGUGCUAAAUCCACAAACACCAGCUCAGGAGCGCUACAACAGAUCCCAUAUCAGUACUAGAAAUAUUAUAGAAAGGCUGAAUGGUGUCCUGAAAAGAAGAUUUGCUUGUUUAAGCAGGAAGCUUCAGAACAAAAUAAAAAAUGUCCCUAACAUCAUCGUGGCAUGUGCUGUAUUGCACAAUAUCAGUGUUAACACUAACCAAGAAAUGCCAGAACCCUUGAGGUCAAGGAUAGACCCACCAACACCUGUUCCAGACAAUGAACGAGGUAGUAUUAUAAGAGCUAGUUUAAUCGCAAGACAUUUUAGUUAA
Messenger RNA from Pectinophora gossypiella (pink bollworm), 1307 nucleotides. Its product is annotated as putative nuclease HARBI1. The transcript is spliced from 2 exons. Lineage: Eukaryota; Metazoa; Arthropoda; Insecta; Lepidoptera; Gelechiidae. The record is from RefSeq and is a predicted model, not a curated record. Bases 255 to 1307 code for a protein of 350 amino acids.